This is a messenger RNA of Numida meleagris (helmeted guineafowl), 2145 nucleotides long. RefSeq names its product KIAA0408 ortholog. NCBI's taxonomy places the organism in Eukaryota, Metazoa, Chordata, Aves, Galliformes, Numididae. The transcript has 6 exons. The record is from RefSeq and is a predicted model, not a curated record. The coding region runs from base 1 to 2145 and encodes 714 amino acids.
AUGGACCUGCAUAAACAACUGGAGAACACUGAGAGGAACUGGAAUAAAGAGAAAAUGGAACUGCUGGAAAAAUUUGACAAUGAAAGGAAAGAAUGGGAAUGUCAAUGGAAAGUUAUGCAGAAGAAAAUUGAAGAGCUUUACCAGGAGGUAAAACUUAGAAGGGAGAACAAUAUGAAUGUCCAUGACAAUAAGGCCAUUCAGAGCAAGAUGCUGCAGCUGUCUGUGCAUUCUCCUACUUCAGAAAAGAGCGACACAGUGGAGCUGAACUAUCAACACAAUGUGGUAAAUGAUGGGAUGGAAAAGGGGAGUUUGCUGAGUAAAACGGGACCUGAAUGCAAGGAAAUCAAAGCCAAGAGAAAAAACGAUACUUUGUUAAUGGACAACCUGGCUUUUGAGAACCAUGAGGAGCUUGAAGACAGCCUCAGCAUUAAAGCUUCCAAGAAAAAUGCCAAGAGCUAUAUUGGUGAUCUCAAUGUAGCUCUUAAAGAACUUGCCAGAGUUAGUGAAGAAUUAUGCAGCUAUCAAGAGGAAAUUCGGAAGAAGUCUAGCCACAGAAGAAUGAAGUCAGUUCCUUUCUUGGGGGAGUUUGAAGAAACCCAAAACGCAGUUAUUCUGCCUGAGAAGAACCAUUUGUCCAGCAAUGAAUCACAGUCUUCAGUUGCUUUUGAAAGAGAGGAGCAUAACAAUAGGAAGAAUCUGAUGAGCUCCACCAAGGUUUUGAAGGACAUGUCUUAUAGUAGUCUUACUGGCAGCAGAGGAGCUGACUUCAGACCUCGGCAACAGAAAGAAGCUCCACCAGUUCCUCCACGAAGCACUUCUCGGCACCUAACAAACUCACUUUCUGCAGUUGUACAGUUUUCUGAAGCAUCAAUGAGAGAUCCAGGCAUCAAAAGCAAUUGCAAGGUUCAGGACUGUAGGAUUGGAAGGAAACUGACAAAUCCUUCAUCUAUAAAACAAAAUGAAACUGCAGUGGCCUGUGCAAAUGAGGAGCAGGCUGGAAAAGGUCCUGUCAUGGUAACUGCUGCAAUACCUGUAACCAAAAAUGAGUUCAAUGUACCAAGUUUCUGCCACAACACAUGGGCAUACGAUGUUGGUAAAGACAGCAAAAGUGAGCCUUCCCCACUGUCAACCCAGAAGAGUUGUUCAGAUGAAAAUAUGGCCCAUAGCAACAGAAUGCAUCAGAAACAAAAUUCCAAGUCUCAUUGCAGUCCUUAUUACAGUCAUGACUUUUAUGCCCCUGCUGCCCUGCACAAUGAUCUUUUGGGAGACUCCAGUUACACUUUGGGAAAGACUCAGAGAAAUGAAACUUUAGCAGCAAAGAUUGAUGAGUUUAACCGGACUGUAUUUCACACAGAUAAACGUAACAAUACUUUGCAAGAAAACCAGGUGAUUCGGACAGCAUUAGAAGAUCACAAACCCUGCAGCCCACCAUGUGACUCUGCUGUUAGCAGGACAGAAACUGUAGAUACGUCUUGUGUUUCAAAUCCCAAAUUCUCUGCAGCAAAAGAACAAGAAACUAGCACCCCCAGCAAAUCUGUCAGAACAGUAGGGCAACAAAAGCAAACAAAUGGACUUCCAAAUACUAGUGGUUAUAGACACAUGCUUCAUGAGCAUGACUGGAGGCCGAGUAAUUUAUCCGGUCGCCCGCGUUCAGCUGACUCAAGAUCAAACUAUGGUGUUGUUGAAAAGCUUUUGAAAAACUAUGAAAAAUCUACAGUGACUUCUCCAUGUAAUGCAAAAUACUGCAAAGAUAAGUGGACAUGGGCAAACUCUGAAUCCAAUGAUGGGGGUUGUGAGACAUUGAAUCAGUAUUUAGAAAUGCUUCCGAUUGAGCAAGGAAAGCAAGAAUUUCUGAGAAAUUCAGCCAGGCAUAUUGAGCAGCAACUGAAGCAAGGAAAGGAGAGACAGAAGUUACCAGAGUGUCUCAAAAACGAGAAGGUAAAUAUGUUCAGAGCUGAGAAACUUAGAUGGAUUCAGACUGUCAGCUGGUAUGCUUUACGCUGUCACAAAUUCAGACUUCAGUGGAGAUAUCUGUGCCAGCUAAAUGUUCAAGUGGGAAGGGUUUCUCCCGGCCAGCCCGACCAGCAAAUCGACGCCUACCUUCCAGAUGGGCAUCCAGAUCACCAUCAGCACCGCCAGCUGUGA